AGCGCUCAUAGGCUUGCAAAGCUCGCUCCACGGGACCCGCACAGCUGUGUCGAGUGACUCUCGUUUGGGUCUCCCGGGAGAGGAGGGGGCCCGCCCAGCGGGCUAUUUAAGCCUCGUCCGUGAUGAGCGCAGCCCGGGGCAAUGGCCACUUUGGUGGACGACGCCAUGGAGAGCUACUCGUCGUACCCUUCCUACAACCCUUACUCCUACCGCUACCCGAGAGGCAAAGGCGGGCAGGGUCCGUGGAGGCAGCGGGGCGGCUACUUCUCCGGUUAUGGCGAGACGGCGGCGGUGGCGGCCGCGGCGGCCGAGUACUUCGACAACUACCAGCGGGCGCAGCUGAAAGCCAUCCUGUCCCAGGUGAACCCCAACCUGACUCCCCGCCUGCGCAAGGCCAACACCAAGGAGGUGGGCGUGCAAGUCAACCCGCGCCAGGACGCCUCGGUGCAGUGCUCGCUCGGGCCGCGGCCGCUCUUCUUGCGCCGCCGCGCCGUCGAGCAGGAGCAAGGCAGCCCCGUCAGCGGCGGCUGCCGCUCCGUGCGCUUCCCCAGGACCAUCGCCGUCUACUCGCCCGUGGCUCCGCGGCGCCUCACCACCUUCCUGGAGGAAGCCGAGCCCCCCGACGGCCCCACCGCCGCCUCGACGCCGCCGCCGAAAGCCGACGAGGCGCGCGCGGGCGGGGAGAAGGCUGAGGGCCCCGCCGACCUGCAGGAGGAGCGGCGGCCGCCGCGCCCCAAGACCGAGAGGAAGGAGGGCUCGGGCCCAGCACCCGAGGGCGGCCUGGAACAGCCGGAGAAGCCUCGGGAGGACGGCGAGGGGGAGGCGCCGCCCCAGCCAGAGGAGAAGCGGGGAGACGAGGCCGCGGAGAAGCCCUCGGAGGAAAGCAAGGCCCGCGUGCGCUUCCAGGUGGGUCCCUCGGCGCCCGCGCUCGCCUCAGCUUCCCGCCUAUUUCUUGCUUCUUCAGGAGUCUUCCUUAUUUCCCUUGUGCGCAAGCGGAGGGUUGGGUUUUCUUUUUAAUAAUAAUACUAAGGAUGCUAAUGUUUAAGUUAAAUUUUAUAAGAACUGUGAUUUGGAAAACCGUUAAAAGGACAGGCAAUGAAAUUCAACCAAGGGGAAGCGAGGAAGUCACUUAACAAUGUUAAUAAGUGUAAUUUUUAAUAAGUCUAUGAGUUAUGUUUGUUUGUCUUAUGUGUUCGUUUAUAAUGAUGUGAAAACAUUUUUUUUGAAUAAUAAUAAUAAUAUAAAAUAAAAUAAUUUUUUAGUAAUUAUACCCGCCCAUCUGGUUGGGUUUCCCCAGCCACUCUGGGCAGCUCCCAGCAGAACACUAAAAACACCAUAAAAUAUCAAACGUAGAAACUUCCCUCAACAGGGUUUCCUGAUUUUCUUUUUUUGCUGCGCUUCAGUGAAAGUCUCAGGGUGGCAGUCAAGAAUAUGGUGAAAACACGUUUAUUAAUUUGUUUUAUUUAUUGAAUUUUUAUACCGCCCUAUAACCGCAGGCCUAUAUGCAGAACAAUGAAACAAAGCAGGAAGGCAAACAUAACUGGACAUAAAAAUUCAGCUGAGUGGAAUGAAACUUAACCAGCCCCUUCUGCCCUAUGCUGUCUGGGGCUCCUGUGGCAGUCCUUAUUUGUGGGGUGGUAGUUAGCCUGCUUAGGCCAGGCUUGGCCAAAUUGUGUAGUGGGAACAAGCCUUACUUGCCUGAAUGAAGAGUAGAGCUUUCCUUCCACUCUUGUAAGUGAAAACUUGAGUUUUAGAGAGCCUAAGGGCCCAACAGGUAGUGCAUUUUUGUACCUAACUCUUCUUGGACAUGUUUGCUUAAAACCAGAAGCAGCCUUUUGAGGACUUUAAAGUCUGGGCAAAAGUUUGCAUUGUAGAAGCCAACGCCAAGGGGCCUUUCUCCUCCCCCCCCCAAUAAAAUAAAAUAUUUGAGGGUGUCAGUCCCUCCCCAAGUCCCUCCCCCAGGUUGAUGGGCAUUGCCAUUCAAAUGGUGUCAUGUGAUUGAUUAUAUAGGUUGGGGUUUAUCUGCCAUCUCAAUAUUUUAUUUAAGCCCCCCCCCCCCCCCCCGUGUGGCAGGAUGGCUUAACCAUUUCCCUCUUCCAUGCUGGGAGUUGUUGUGAGGGGCGGAGAGUUACCUGCAGGUGCCUUCAGGUUAAAAAAAAAUGCACAAGGCUGUGCAUCAAUUUUAGUCUUGUAAGACUUGUGCAAGUUUGGCACCUGCACUGUCCAUUUUGGCAUGAGGCUGAAUGAUUGUGAUGUGCUUCAUUGGGCAAAGGCAAGCUGUCCUAGGCUCUUCAUGCAGGCAUAACGAGAAUCCUUGGAUAAUUCAAGUAUCUGAUUCAGAAGAGCAGAGGAAUUACCUGCUUGCAGCAAAGGGGGAUGGCAAAGGGAGCAAAGUUGAAUAUUGGCAUAGAGUAGACCCUGUGGUGUUGGUUUCGUAGGAGCUUUUUGUGCUUUGUGGGUUGUUGGCUUGGGCCAGUGGUGGGGAACCUGUGACUCUCCAGAUGUUGCUGAGCACAGGUAAUGCUGGUUGCGACUGGUGGGAGAUCAAAACAUCUGGAGGGCCACAUGGUACCCACCCCUGACUUUUUACAGUUGCUCAUGUGCAAUAAGGAGCCCAGAAAUGCAGUUAAUUGAAAGAAUCCCUUCAUAGUUAUUUGUGGCUGGGCUCUGAGCCUCAUGCAUUAUUGUGUAUGGAGAAACUAGACUAGCCGGGAGACAUAGGAUUGUGGGGUUGGUGGGGAGACCCAAAAGUUCCAUUUAGUACUCUCCCUGCCUCUGCAUACCAAGCUGCAUCCCCACCACUCCUCUGGUGUGGAUUGGCCCACCACAUCCUGAAAACAUGUGGAUGGAAUGGAGAGCAGAAAUGACUGGUUUGCUUUCCCCUUUGCAGAAACUUGUUUCAAGCUGUGACACCCUUUCUUCCUGUGGUGAGCAAUCAAGGUGGCUGGCAGUAGUUUAUCAAGACAAUACCAAAAAGCCUAAAAUGCAGCCUGUGCAAUCAAAAUGGCAAAAGACGCGUGUACCAAAAAGCAGUGUCCAAGAAGCUCACUGAACGCAAGUCUUUGCUUGUGUUCCAGUGGGUGGAAAUGGAGCCAAAUAUCUCUGGGAAGGCUAUGCCAGUUUCUGGGUGCUGUAGGAAUAAAAAUGGGGGUGGGAGGGCCUGCCUGCUUGCUAUUUCUUAGGGUGGGGAAGUUGGAGCAGGCCUUAGGCAGUUUUAUGUGAAAGAAGCUGGUCUUUAAGAUACUCUAUAAACAAAUGAAGCAACAAAUAAAUUGGUUUCCAACAUAAAUUGUAUAAAAUUGGAGUAAUGUGACUUGAUCUACUGCCUCUAGUCAGAAUCCUGGUAGCUGUAGUUUGAACAACCUGAAGAUGAUUUCAGAAGCUCCAGACAGGCCCAUUAGAAGUGUAUUACAGUAAUUAACCUAGAGGUGAUUAGGGUAUGGAAGACAGAGGCCAGAUCUGGCUCAGUUAAUGAGUAGGAAGUUCAGUUCAUGGAACUACCUACAUUGCUAUGGGGCACUGACACUCUCCACCUCCUAGUGAAAUAAUAGUGUUGCUUUAUUCAAGAGAAGAAAACCUUGCAGGGAGAAGAUUGGCCAGUUCUUACCCUCAAUAUAGAAGGUAUUGAAGAGAGACGAAACUCUCUGGACUUAGAUUGAAAGUGUUGCUUAAGUUGGAGGUUAGUUGGUUACUGUUCUUCAAGGCAGUGUUAGAAACUCAUAAGGUAGGUGCCAAAUGGCUCCUUAAACCAGGGUUAGUCACCAAACCGAAAUGCCUAGUUGCCAUUUUUGGGCCAGAAAGCUGAAAAAUUGUAUUUUUCAAUACAACUUUUUGGUUCCUGAAAUUCAUUCCGAUUGUGCAGAUAAAAUACAAUGCAAUGGAUAGAAUUCUAGAGGAUGGGUUAUGAAAAGUCAUGAUCCAGUGAUCCCCAGGCAUGCACCUACGGAUGGUGGAGACGUGAUACGCCCGCCUGGCACCUGGGCCUCUUCACUUGGUCACAAGUGGCCGAUAGCUGGCUUCAAAAUGCGCCCGGUGAAUUUUGAACGCUGCCUCAAGCAAUUAGAAUAAGAUCCAUUAUUUGAUUAUUGAUGUAAACCUCCAGAAUGUAUUUUGUAUAGUUAAGUUUCAACCUCUGUCUUCAACACAUUGUGUUUUGUUUUAUUGCUGUGGCUAGUGGUUGGUGCAAAUAGAGAUUCUUCUGAUUCUUCAAGCUUGUGAGGGAAGCUGCUGCCAGUUGCUCUUAAGGCGCACAAGGUCAGGGCUUGCGACAGGCUGCUCAGCUUGAGAUGUCAGUUCCCUUACUGUUUGGUUUAUGCUCUCUAGUUCCUAGAGCAGAAGUAUGGCUAUUACCACUGCAAGGACUGCAACAUCCGCUGGGAGAGUGCCUAUGUAUGGUGUGUGCAGGGCACAAACAAGGUGAGUAUUGUCACUAGAGCAGUGGAGGGUGGUGGUCUUGCCCUUUGGUAAGGAGUUGCCUUCAUACUUUUCUCCUUCUCCCCACCCACCCUCAGGUUUAUUUUAGGCAGUUCUGCCGAACUUGCCAGAAAUCCUACAAUCCCUACCGUGUGGAGGAUAUCACCUGCCAAGUAAGCAACUCUUAGGAGGCCAUUGAAGGCAAAAUACUUUCCAGACAUACUGUUUUUAAGCAUUAGAUAUCUCUCUGUCUCUGUCUCUUCUACUGCUUGUAUUUGGAUAGCCAUGCUGCAGUAUAGAAUGCUUGUGCCCCUGUGAAAAACAGGUGUGCUUAUAUAGAAUCAAGAUUCAGCCUCCUGCUCAGUUGGCCCUUGCCUAUCCCCUCUCAGAUUUUGAGAUGUGCACUUAGUCAUGAAGAGCAUGAAAACCCUCUAAACCCACUAGAACAGCAUUUAUAGUUUAACGUGUACAUUCUGUACUUGAGUAUGUAGAUUUAAUUGGUUCUCUUUCCUGUGCAAGAUCAGUUCUCACUAGUGGUGAUACCUGAAUUUAAUAAUUGAAUUACCUUUUAACUUUGAUUGCACCAGGAUGGCUAAUAGGAAGGAUAAGUAAAUUGGAAGGAUGGGGGAAAUUAAUUGUUCAUUGAAAAUGCUCUUAAUCUGUUGUACAGUGUUGGUGAUCUUAUAGUGGUUUUGAGUGAACUCAAAUUAGUUUCUUGGUUCGGAGGUCAUGUGAAAUACUGGCUUAAGAAACCAGGAUAUUUUAAUUGAAGCUGGGUGGGUGAUUGAAAUGGAGGUGCUUGUUCCAGAACUACUAUUAAACCAUGGUAUAUUUGGCUGAUGAUUUAAAGUCCAAACUAGGCCAUGGCGUAUAUCUUUAGUUAAUGCGGCCCCAUGAUUGGUUCAUCUUUGGAUACCUUGUGGAGUAGUUUAGGUUUAAUGGAGGCAUGUUCUACAUGUGGUGGUAGAAUGAACUGUUGCUUCAGAUAAAUGAAGGACUUUGGAAUGCUCCCCGUGUAAUUGUUACAAAUAUAGUCCAGCCCUUUGCUUGCUCUCAAUUUGCUUGCAAUUGGAAAUGAAGUUUAAUUAUUAUUAUUUUUUAUGUGGAAAAUUUAAAUAUCUGAUCCCCAGCUGUGCAUUCUGCUACAUAUGUAGACAUAUGUAGGGUUUAAGUUCAAGAUGCAUCAUGUCCCCAAUGGGCAGUCUUAAGAGCCUACUGGAUCAGGCCCACCUAGACUAGCAUCAUGUUCUUCCAGACGCCAACCCAGCUGCCUUGUGCAAAGCCUGAAAGCAGGACCUGAGCACAACAGCACUCUUCCCACUUGUAGUUCCUGACAGCAGCUGAUAUCCAGAGAUAUACUGCCUCCGACAGUGGAGGUAGAGGUAAGACAUUUAACCAUUGUGGUUACUAUCAGCUUCUUAAUGGCAUUCACCACUUCUUAGGGAGUCUUAUACAGUGGUGCCUCGCAAGACGAAAUUAAUCCGUUCCGCGAGAGUCUUCGUCUAGCGGUUUUUUCGUCUUGCGAAGCAACCCUAUUAGCGGCUUAACGGAUUAGCGCUAUUAGCGGUUUAGCGGCUAUUAAAGGCUUAAAGGUUUAGGGGAUUAGCUGCUAAAAGGCUAUUAAAGGCUAUUAAAGGCUUAGCAGAUUAGAUAAAGGGGGGGAAAAGCGAAAAAAAAUCUCAAGACUCGCAAGACAUUUUCGUCUUGCGAAGCAAGCCCAUAGGGGAUUCGUCCUGCGAAGCAACUCCAAAACGGAAAACCCUUUCGUCUAGCGGUUUUUCUGUCUUGCGAGGCAUUCGUCUUGCGGGGCACCACUGUACAGUACUUGGAAUUGAUCUUCCUUGUUCUACCUAGAGGGAAACUGUGCUUCUGUAGUCGGGGUGUGUGUGAUGGAGAUGCAACAAUAAUAGUAGCGUUAACAGUUUGCUUUAGUAGUUGUUGUUGCAUCCUAUUAUUCAUGAGUCUUCCAGUCACUGAAGAGGCCCCCAAACAGAAAGCGGUGCUUAGGUUGGAGUUUAAAAAAGUCAUGGAACCUGUGAAGCUUAUACCUAUGCAGGCUCCUAAAGCCUAUUUUAUCUGCGGAACUUGUACAUGGAUGCUUGUAGUAGUUUCAGAUACUGUCCCUCUUUCUGUCCCAUUUCAGAGUUGCAAGCAGACACGGUGCGUCUGUCCUGUGAAAUUGCGCCAUGUAGAUCCCAAGAGACCCCAUCGUCAGGAUCUCUGUGGAAGGUGCAAAGGCAAACGUCUCUCUUGUGAUAGUACAUUUAGUUUUAAAUAUAUUAUUUGAGCAGGAUAGUAGCGAAAGAAUCCUUAAUAUAAAUUUGCAGUGACGCAGAUAUUUUGUUUGGAAACAGCAGGCUGCAGCAGUGGAAAGCCUGCCAAUGAAGCUGUAGUAAAGCAAUUGUGAAUCCUAAUGCAACCUAAUGUCCACUUCAUUUUUUGUAAUUGUAUUAAGGGGGAGGGUGGGUCUCUGCCUGGCAUACUGUGACUCAGCUAGAUUUUUUUGGAGAGAACUAAGACUUGAAAAGCAAGUUCAGCAAAAAAAGAGGGGGGUGUUGCUGGUGAUGGGAGAGCCUUAUUUAAACCCUCCUACCCAUCUGCGUAGAGGAAUGUGUACCAGUCUUCUUCCUUGUUACCCUCUUGCUAUGAAAUGCUUCUAUGUAGAACCUAAUGCACACUUAAGUGGCCCCAAACUGGGAAAUAUAAUUGUACGUAUGAGUUUCACAUUGACAAUUGCUCUAUACAGGGCAGGUAAAGUUAUGGGAAAUAGUUAAAAUUUAUGGAGAAUCAAAUAUAUAACUGAUAUGAAAAGGGGUGGAAUAGCAGUGAAUUGUUUAAUGUUAGAAGUAGGAGGCAGUGAUGUAUAGUCCUUUCGAUUUCUUCAACUGAGAUGUACUUGAAUGGUGCUGGGUAAAAACUAGACAAUUGUUCUGGAUCUAAGUUGUAUGCAUAACUGAAUAUUGAUAGGUACAGUGGGUACAGUAUUUGGUACAACGGGAGAACUAUUUCUGACCAAUGCCAGUUUAAGUUUGUAGGUGAGUGGCAGGAUAUGUCUAAUGGCUGGCCAUCAUCCAAAAUUGAGAGAUUAAGAUUCACUGUCUUGAGCCAAGACAGUGAAUGGCAUGCUUCUAUAUAUUACCUACAACUUUCAUGAUGAUGAGGCGCUAGCUGAGUGAAUGUAUAAAUAAAGGGAUUGUGAUGCUUCAUCACGGCUUGUAACUAUUUCA
This is a messenger RNA of Podarcis lilfordi (Lilford's wall lizard), 7640 nucleotides long. The record is from the annotation of a GenBank genome assembly. NCBI's taxonomy places the organism in Eukaryota, Metazoa, Chordata, Lepidosauria, Squamata, Lacertidae.